CAUACUGGCCAGUAUUGAUAAGCAUUGAGUGGUAUUGAGGGGUGUCGAUGAGGCUCCAGGAGCAGCGGCUGGCGCCGUGGUGCUGUGGGCAGUAUUGAUGAGUACUGGCUGGUGUUGAGAGUUUGACUGGGCGUGGGUGGCGUGGUGCUCUGCCCCCUGGCCAGGCUGGUUCGUGGGUGAAGUGUGACAUUCAGGUGGUUUUCUCCUGUCCUUUUAGUUUCUGUUUUUAUGCAGGAUCCGGGUGCCACGGGGGGAUCUGGCCUUCAGGGCAGGAGGCUGCAGCGCAGGUCAUGGGGGGCCCAGACGCAGGCAGUGGGAUCCCACUCCACAGUGUUGCUCUUGGGCCCUCCAUCGGGAGCCCCAUACAGCACCUGCCAUGAGGAGUGGUGUUGGGGACCCUGGAUGGGACCUGUGUGUGUGGGGCUACACCUCAGCCCCUGUGAUGGUGUCUGUGGAAGCUGGAGGCGGUCAGCCUGUAUGCUUGAACCCUGCAGAGGGAAUUGAGGGGCGGAGAUUUGUCUGCGAGGCCUCUGGCAGGGGUUGGCCUUACGGCGCACCACCAGGGUCUUAGGCUUGGCUGAGUGGCCCCUCCUGGCCUGGCAGGCAGUCGUCUCUGCCCAUGCCUGCCACGCUGCUGGGCUGGUGGUGGCUGGCUCCUGUCCUGGUUAGCCUGAUGUCAGCUGCACGUUGAGGUCAGCGCCUGUGCUGUGUCUUCCUGCCAGAGCAGGGAUCAGGUGUGGGUGGCUCAGUGACACCCUCCCGAGGGCUGGGCGAUCGUGUGCACUCCCAGCACCCUCUACCUUGCAGGGCUGCGUUCCUGGAAGGCUUGGACCCCUCAGGUGCCCCCUGCCCCUGUGCAUUCAGCCAUCAGGGUUCAUGCCCUCAGCUUCCCGCCAGGCCCUGGUCGUAGCCGUCAGGAAGAGCUGAGCCGUGCUUUUGGGAGAAUCGAGGGAAUGUCGCUGGGAUGCACCAAGGGUCGGAGGUGGAGCUGGCGUGGCCCAGGGCAGGCAGUACCAGGCCGGAUGCUGGAAAGCCAGUAGCUCCUCUCCCGGUGGCUCCUGGGAAGUUCCACGUCCUUGCCUGGUCACAGAGGCCCGGGAAUCGGUGACAUGAGAUAGAAGCUUCCAGAACAGGAGGCAGAGCCCUUCCACAGUUUCCCUGCCCACAGCACACACCCUGUGCCCUCCGCCCCCUGGUUUUUGGACACUGGGGACAUCUGGGUGCGGCUAGAGCCUGUGGGGGUGGCCGCAGCCCUGGGGGGCUGUUCCCAAGAGUCAGCCUAGGGGCCAUUGGGGCCUGGCCUCGGGCCUGGCACUGCGACCUCGGGGUGAGCGCCCCUCGUGUGUGUGGCAGGAGCCGGGGCCCCUGGCUGGCAGCAGGCUCCCGAGUCCAGUAAGACUUUGACCCCGACGCAGGCUUCAGUGAUUGCCGUGGAUCAGAAGCCUGAGCGCUUUGGCUCGAGACAAUUAAGGACGUGGGAUGAGGCUCCGAGACAGGACGCGGUUCUGCCUGGGGAUCCUGAAGAUAAAAAGCUUUGAAAAGUCGAAUUCAUGGUCGUGGAAGCUGAGGCCAUAUUAAGAGAUGUCAGGCGUCCGACCUCCAAUCAUGAACGGGCCCCUGCACCCGCGGCCCCUGGUGGCGCUGCUGGACGGCCGGGACUGCACAGUGGAGAUGCCCAUCCUGAAGGACGUGGCCACUGUGGCCUUCUGCGACGCGCAGUCCACGCAGGAGAUCCACGAGAAGGUCCUGAACGAGGCCGUGGGGGCCCUGAUGUACCACACUAUCACACUCACCAGGGAGGACCUGGAGAAGUUCAAAGCCCUCCGCAUCAUCGUCCGGAUCGGCAGUGGUUUUGACAACAUUGACAUCAAGUCGGCCGGGGAUUUAGGCAUCGCCGUCUGCAACGUGCCUGCGGCGUCUGUGGAGGAGACGGCCGACUCGACGCUGUGCCACAUCCUGAACCUGUACCGGCGGGCCACCUGGCUGCACCAGGCAUUGCGGGAGGGCACGCGAGUCCAGAGCGUCGAGCAGAUCCGCGAGGUGGCGUCCGGCGCCGCCAGGAUCCGUGGGGAGACCUUGGGCAUCAUCGGACUCGGUCGCGUGGGGCAGGCGGUGGCGCUGCGGGCCAAGGCCUUCGGCUUCAACGUGCUCUUCUACGACCCUUACCUGUCGGACGGCGUGGAGCGGGCGCUGGGGCUGCAGCGGGUCAGCACCCUGCAGGACCUGCUUUUCCACAGCGACUGCGUGAGCCUGCACUGCGGCCUCAACGAGCACAACCACCACCUCAUCAACGACUUCACCGUCAAGCAGAUGAGACAAGGGGCCUUCCUGGUGAACACAGCCCGGGGCGGCCUGGUGGACGAGAAGGCGCUGGCCCAGGCCCUGAAGGAGGGCCGGAUCCGCGGCGCGGCCCUGGACGUGCACGAGUCGGAACCCUUCAGCUUUAGCCAGGGCCCCCUGAAGGAUGCACCCAAUCUUAUCUGCACCCCCCACGCUGCGUGGUACAGCGAGCAGGCUUCCAUCGAGAUGCGAGAGGAGGCGGCACGGGAGAUCCGCAGAGCCAUCACAGGCCGGAUCCCAGACAGCCUGAAGAACUGUGUCAACAAGGACCAUCUGACGGCAGCCACCCACUGGGCCAGCAUGGACCCCGCUGUCGUGCACCCUGAGCUCAACGGGGCCGCCUAUAGCAGGUACCCUCCAGGCGUGGUGGGCGUGGCCCCCACUGGCAUCCCCGCUGCUGUGGAAGGUAUCGUCCCCAGCGCCAUGUCCCUGUCCCAUGGCCUGCCCCCUGUGGCCCACCCACCCCAUGCCCCUUCUCCUGGCCAAACUGUCAAGCCCGAGGCAGAUAGAGACCACGCCAGUGACCAGUUGUAGCCCGGGAGGAGCUCUCCAGCCUCAGCGCCUGGGCAGAGGGCCCGGAAACCCUCGGACCAGAGUGUGUGGAGGAGGUGCCUGUGUGGCGGCCCUGGCACUGCAGAGACUGGUCCGGGCUGUCAGGAGGCGGGAGGGGGCAGCGCUGGGCCUCGUGUCGCUUGUCGUCCGUCCUGUGGGCGCUCUGCCCCGUGUCCUUCGCGUUCCUCGUUAAGCAGAAGAAGUCAGUAGUUAUUCUCCCAUGAACGUUCUUGUCUGUGUACAGUUUUUAGAACAUUACAAAGGAUCUGUUUGCUUAGCUGUCAACAAAAAGAAAACCUGAAGGAGCAUUCGGAAGUCAAUUUGAGGUUUUUUUUUUUCUUUUGGUUUUUUUUUUUCUUCUUUUUUUUGUAUGUUGGAACGUGCCCCAGAAUGAGGCAGUUGGCAAACUUCUCAGGACAAUGAAUCCUUCCCGUUUUUCUUUUUAUGCCACACAGUGCAUUGUUUUUUCUACCUGCUUGUCUUAUUUUUAGAAUAAUUUAGAAAAACAAAACAAAGGCUGUUUUUCCUAAUUUGGCAUGAACCCCCCCCUUGUUCCAAAUAAAGACGGCAUCACGAAGCAGCUCCAAAAGGAAAAGCUUGGGCGGUGCCCAGCGUGCCCGCUGCCCAUCGACAUCUGUCCUGGGGAUGUGGAGGGUGGCAGCGUCCCUGUCUGCACCAGUGCCGUCCUGCUGAUGUGGUAGGCUAGCAAUAUUUUGGUUAAAAUCAUGUUUGUGACUGUAACCAUUUGUAUGAAUUAUUUUAAAGAAAUAAAAAUCCCGGAAAGAGCCA
Molecule: messenger RNA, 3681 nt
Organism: Macaca mulatta (Rhesus monkey)
Lineage: Eukaryota; Metazoa; Chordata; Mammalia; Primates; Cercopithecidae
Gene: CTBP1
Product: C-terminal binding protein 1
Biological process (GO): regulation of transcription by RNA polymerase II
Cellular component (GO): nucleus
Molecular function (GO): transcription corepressor activity; NAD binding; DNA-binding transcription factor binding
Source: RefSeq, a predicted model, not a curated record